Parasteatoda tepidariorum (common house spider) is the source of this 1745-nucleotide messenger RNA. Its product is annotated as cytochrome P450 3A24. Gene Ontology annotation, molecular function: heme binding; iron ion binding; oxidoreductase activity, acting on paired donors, with incorporation or reduction of molecular oxygen. The record is from RefSeq and is a predicted model, not a curated record. Lineage: Eukaryota; Metazoa; Arthropoda; Arachnida; Araneae; Theridiidae.
UAAAUAAAAGCGAAAUUUAUAGAUGGACAGUAGCGAAGAUCAGUGAGAACACGAACGGUAUUUUCGAAUUUUAGAUGAGAAGUUUGAGUCUGGCUUCCAAAUAAAAUGUUUUCAAUUACAUCUCGAACGUUUGAAGACAUUCAAAGUUCCAUAACGCAAAUUAAAACUGGCCAUACAGUUCCCAUUCAAAUACUUUUGCUUACAUCUACAUUAGCUUUAUUUAUAUGGUAUAACUACAGAAUUCGAAAUUAUUGGAAGUCUAAAGGAAUUGUUCAAGUGAAACCUCAAUCAAUAUUUGGAGCAUUUUUAGAUAUUGUAAAAAAGCCUGUACAUGAGCUUGAGAUUCAGAGGUACAAAAAAUAUGGUUCCCUUUAUGGUUAUUUUGAGGGAUCUCUUCCAGUAUUGUCUGUUGGUGAUCCUCAACUCAUACGAAAGAUUAUCGUUAAAGAUUUUAACUACUUCACUGAUACUUGGACAUUUGAUACUGGAGAUGAAAUUGCCGAAUCAACUAUUCAGAUGCUUCAUGGUGAAGAGUGGAAAAAAGUCAGAAGCAUUAUUGCUCCAAAUUUCAGCACACUCAAAGUAAAACAGAUGUCUGAAAAAGUUAAAUAUUGUGCAGAUGAAUGCGUCAAAAACUUCGAUGCUUUUGCAAAAAUUGGACAGCCCGUAGACGUAAAAAAAUUUUACAAUGCAUUUACAAUGGAUGUUAUCACAAAUACUGCGUUCUCAUUGAAAACAGAUUCUCAAAGAAACCCAAGCAAUGCCUUUGUUAAAAAUGCAACCGAUUUGUUCGAAAAAGGCAUAAACUGGAGAUAUAUUUUAUACCUUUUGUUUCCACAACUAUUUAAACUGCUUAAAGUUUCAGUCUAUGAACCAAAAGCAACGGAGUUUUUCGUGAAUGUCACAAACGAAGUGGUACGAGAACGAAGACGGAGCAGUUUAAAAUCGGAUGACUUUCUUCAGUUUAUGAUGGACAAUACUGAUGAGCAAAAUAACAAACGUGAAGCUCGUAGAAAAAGUUUAUCAGAACAGGAGUUAGUGUCACAAUGUGUCUUCUCAUUUUUGGCUGGAUUCGAAACAACUGCCAUCACUUUAUGUUUCAUUACAUAUUUCUUGGCGCUUUAUCCGGACAUUCAAGAGAAACUCAUCGAAGAAGUAGAUGCAAUUAUGACAAGUCAUAAUGGAAAUAUUACAUAUGAAGUAAUCCAAGAAAUGCAAUAUAUGGACCAAGUUAUUUCUGAAACUAUAAGACUUUGUCCUCCAACAGUUAGGUUGGACAGAGUAUCUGUCAAAGAUUACCAGAUUGAAGAUACGGGUAUUGUUAUACCCAAGGGAACUAUCAUUUUAAUUCCAAUUAUUGCCAUCCAAAGAGACGAGAAAUAUUAUCCAGAUCCAGAAAAAUUUGACCCUGACAGAUUCAGCCCUGAAGAAAAGUCAAAGAUAGAUCCUUUUACCUAUUUGCCUUUCGGAGCAGGACCCAGACAGUGCAUUGGCAUUAAAUUGGCACUUUUAGAAGCAAAAAUUUGCUUAGCAUACGUAUUAAGUCAUUUUAGAGUUAAAAGAUGUUCACAAACGAAGGAACCAUUGGAAUAUAACAACGGUGUUGGCUUUCUUCAUCCUAAAGAAGUUUUCGUAAAUUUAGAAAAGCGGGAAGAUUGUCCAUUAUCCUUACACUUACAAAAAUGAGAAUUUCUUUCCCAUAAGAAACAUUUUUUCUCAUUGAAUUUCUUCACCUCCAUUCAUUG